Arachis duranensis is the source of this 1027-nucleotide messenger RNA. RefSeq lists its product as uncharacterized. Gene Ontology annotation, molecular function: cysteine-type peptidase activity. The record is from RefSeq and is a predicted model, not a curated record. NCBI's taxonomy places the organism in Eukaryota, Viridiplantae, Streptophyta, Magnoliopsida, Fabales, Fabaceae. Gene Ontology annotation, biological process: proteolysis.
GUUGACUCCGGAUGAUUCGAAUGUGAUGGUUGUUAGGGAACAAACGCCGUCGGAAGCGCUUGCAAUAGUCCCGAUCCAAUUUUUUGUGCCGCCAUCCCAGCAAACAACCACUGACGCAGAUUCCGAACCAACCCCUAUGCUACAGAUUGAAGGGGCAAGAGAAACCACUCCUGAAACCCCCAAACAACAUCAAGAAACAACACCCAAGCUUCCCCCAGCUCCAACAAAAAUUCAUCCAGACGCCGAGGAAGCUGCUGCCCUGUUGAUGAUGGCACGGACAGCAAGCUAUGUUCCUAAAACAGAUCUGCCGAUGCCAUCAUUCAGCCUUGGAUUGACAGAUUCAAGCCAGGAGGGGGCAUCGACGUAGGAGACAGAAAGGGAAAAAUCUCCAGAAGCUGCAACUAUGCUGGAACAAUUGGACAGUUUGGUCCAAAAGUUAGCAGGCAGUGCGUCAAAGGGAAAAGACAAAAGUCCACAAAUUCGGAGGGAGACUGGGGGAGAAAGUUCUGCUAAGUUUGAAACACCGGGGGGAACAAAUCAAAUUCCGGAUGAUAUGAAAGAAAAGUGCUACAUCUGGGGGACGAGACUGAAGGAGGAUGCAAAGGGCGAUACUAACGAGUUUGAGGAGAUAUGCACUCUGACUGGCCAAGGACAGUACAUUUUGAUGAGAACGCACCUUGCAUCCCUCCAGGCAAACAGUGAUAUAGAAUGUCAGGUUGUAUCUGCCAUCUGCCUCAUCCUAAACCAGAAAAAGGAAAAGAGGUUUCAUGCACAAAUAUACUGUCUCCCCCCAGAUAUUGUGAGCAUGGCACUUUCUGAUCACCCAAACGGGGAAUUCAUAUCUCCGAAAACGAACAGAGAAUUCAGGGUGGAAGCCUACCCCAAUUUCAUUCCCUUCAUAGAUAGGAAAAAAUUAAGUUCGCAUCCAUAUAUUUUUGCUCCUGUUUGCCACACGGGACAUUGGUGGUUGUGGCUAAUAAAUACAAGAACGCGGAAAUGUCAAAUACUUGACCCGCUACACAAAAAA